AACACUGGUUGAUCUCGUGACUAUAACACACACACACUCAUACGCGUACACACGCACACACACAGGCAAGCACACACACACACCUUAACCAGUCAGUUACCAAGACGCAGACGAUAGAGAAGGUGGAAGGCGCGCACACACACCUCCAGCCUUCUUCUUCUUCUUCGUCCCUGCUCAUGGAAUAACAGGCACAAACAAGCGGAGCCCUUGUUUACGAGUUUCCCUGCCUUUUUACACACCGUGGAACACUUAAAACCAAAGGGGUUUUCAACGGAAAGACAUCCCGCCAAAUCUCCUUCAUCUUCUUCUUCUUCUUUCUUUCUCUCUUUCUGUUCUUCUUCUUCUCUCCUCCUCCUCCUUCGACGACAUCGCCUCCACAUAUUCCAUCAUUCUCUUCGCCUACAUCUAAUGAAGAAGACGAAAAAGAAGAAGAAAAAAAGGGGGAAGAAAGAAAAAGACAAAGAAGAAGAGAAGGAAAAACGAAUGAAAGAACGAAAAGAAAGAGAGAAAAGAACGAGAAAGGAAAUACUCAUUUAAACUGCUCAUUUGGAUACAAAUAUACAUAUUUAUAUAUGUAUAUAUAUGUGUGUAUAUAUAUUUUUAUUUUAAAAUACUGAACAUCAAGAAGGAGACAUACCCGUUGCUACAAACAACACGGCUCCCACCAGCGCCAACACCACGAGUAACACCACCAGCGCCAUCACCACCACCACCUUCAUUCGUUUAAUGUUGUCACCAUCAUCAUCAUCAUCCUCAUCAUCAUCGUCAUCAACAACAUUAGUGCCCAUAACCUGCUAUAUUAAUAAGCGAUUAUAAUAAUCAUCAUCAUAGCCAUAACUGACAACACGACUCAAGUUAGCCGUUCAUUCAUUUUCUAAAAACAUCUCUUCGUGUCUCUUUACUACUACAACCAACACCACUACUACUACUACUACUACUACUACUACUACUACUACUACUAUUCCCGUUCUUUUUUUUUUCUCGUUUCCCGUUGUUGUUUUUUUUUUCUGUUUUCAUACAUUCGUACACAUAUAUAUAUAUAUAUACUUACACACAUACAAUAUAUAUAUGUACAUUGCUGCAUAUAUACAUACGCUCAUACAUACACGCAUAUUUACAUGCACUCUGCGGGCGUACGUUUUAUCACGGUGGUGCUCCAGCAUGACCACAGCCACUUGGCUGAAACCCAUAAAUAAAUAAAUAAAAUACACAGGUACAUAACACAUACGUAGACACAGACAUAACAUGUAUACAUACUCACAUUGAUAGAUACGUUCAUACAUAGACUUACAUACAUACGGACACACAUACAUACAUACAUACAUACAUAAAUACAUACAUACAUACAUAAAUACAUACAUAAAUACAUACAUACAUAUUACAUAAAUACAUACAUAAUACAUAUUACAUAAAUACAUACAUACAUACAUACAUACAUAUAUGCGUACGUACAUGCAUUCAUAUAUAUACAUAUAUACAUACAUAUUUACAUACACCGAGAGCAAGCAUUUUCUAGCCCCAAUGUAUGAGCGGCAACUGUGGCUGGGUGAAUACACGCACGAGGGCGAAUAGCACACACACACACACACACACACACACACACACACUUGCAUACACAUACAUCGUCGUCGUCAUCGUCAUCAUCAUCAUCAUCACUAUCAACAGUACCACCACCCACGACCACAACAGCCACAACUAGAACACUGAACAACAACACCCACCCACCCAAACGGCAGCAACAAUCAGUUGAACGCCCUCAUGCGAUCUAUGUUAGACCUUCUGCCUUGCACCACCAACGAUCUCGCAUGCGGCCCUGGAACCAUCCAGAUCGCUACGAUGAGCGUGUGUUCGGUGUUGUACAGUGUGGAGCGGGCGUUCUGUGUCGGGGGCUUGUGUGGCAUCGGUGGUUCCGGCACUGAGGGCGGUGGCGGCGGCGGCACUGGUGGCGGCGGCGGUGGGGGUGGUAGUGGCGGUUGUGGCUCGGGCGACAAUAACAAUAUGAAGGAUGUAUACGUGACCACCGCACCGAAGGAUGUAACCAUGACACACCGUGGUUCUCCACCAACAACUCAUGCACCUACCUGGAAGUUCUGGAGAAGGUUGUCCUCUAGAAGGAACGCAAAUGAUAAGAAAGGCGGAGAUAGGGGGGAAUACGGCGGCAGUCUUCUCGUGAGCCACUCCGAUGGACGCGGAAGACGUGAAUGUAUUCUCAAAGAAACUAUACGUCUCUCUAAUGGCGUAUCCAACGAAGAAGACGACCAUCUCGAAGACCUCCCCGACGUUCUCGAUAACAACGCUCUGCGACGGUCGCAGUCAUUGAAGCCCCCACCAAAGCCUCCCAGACUGUUCUUGAUGCGUUCGACUUCGAUUACGAAUCAUAGAAACUCGAUAACGCCGUCUUCGUCGCGGAAUUCGUUUCUCAUGUCCCCGAGCACGAAUUCCAAGGAGGAAGCAAUUAUCAAAUUUCCUAUUAACAUUGAAAACGGGCGCUUUUUGAACAACUCUCCGUACAACGGAACCGUUUCUUCCCCCAAAAACCCCGAAGCUGUGGGUCAAAUGACUCCAGAUUUAACGACCAAAUCCAUUCGCAGAGAAAAACGUAUCAAAUAUUCGGCAAACGGCAAUCCGAUGCGUAUCAAAAUGGACUUGCCUGCCACAGGCCAACUGCAAAAUGCCCGUGAAAAGAUCACCCGGCAUGGCAUUAUAUUACAUUGCCUUACUGAUUUAUUAUGUCAGCGGUUGAGACCGGCGGACCUUAUCGAAAAAAUGUACAAGGAACAUGUGAUAACCACAGGCGACCUACAAGCAUUCAACGGUCAUCCAGACCAGAGAUUGGUCUGUGAGAGCUUAGUGAACAACGUAUCUCGAGGAGACAGCCAACAGUAUGAGUCUUUCUGUAACGUCCUUCGCAAUACGGACGGUUAUAGAGAUAUUUCCGAUAUUCUAGACGCUAUGACUCGGAUAUCGUUUAUGAUUUCCGAUAUUCCGAGUUCAGAUCAAGAAGAUAAUGUCCUCGCUGAUGAAACAACGAUGAAGUUUGACGUAGGUUUCUAUGACGAUUCGAUCCGUCAACUGAAGCCUGUCGUCGAACUUGAACGUAUCAAAGACGUCAAUGGUAAAUGGGGGUUGCACAACUCCAACUCUUGUUCGUCACAGAUAUCGUCUAGUUUUCUAUCGAAGGAUCAACAAAAUAACACAACGGACAUUAACGGCAAUGGAAAAACUAAUUUAGUUCCAAUGAUGACGGUCAGUAUUCUUGGACACAACCUACAAGGUAAACGUGCCAUGGUUCUGGCAGAAGUUCUUCACAGAUACAACUGUAUUCUUGAACUGUGCCUCGGCAAGACACAGUUGACAGGUUCGGACAUUGGUUUGUUGUCCAUACCUUUGCAAAAAAAUAACAGUUUAACUGUUUUGGAUGUACGACUUAACAAUAUUGGAAACGAGGGAGCUACAAUGGUUGGUAACGCCCUGGAACAGAACUCCACUCUCAGACAGCUAAAUCUAUCGUCAACAGGUAACUUUCAGUUUAAUUUUCAAUCUUUUAUUUAUUUCCGUCUCCCUCUGAUAUUUUUGUGUUUUUAACAAAGCCAGUCUGUA
This is a messenger RNA of Octopus bimaculoides (California two-spot octopus), 3600 nucleotides long. RefSeq lists its product as uncharacterized. Gene Ontology annotation, molecular function: small GTPase binding; GTPase activator activity. The record is from RefSeq and is a predicted model, not a curated record. Gene Ontology annotation, biological process: activation of GTPase activity; nucleocytoplasmic transport. Lineage: Eukaryota; Metazoa; Mollusca; Cephalopoda; Octopoda; Octopodidae. Gene Ontology annotation, cellular component: cytosol; nucleus; perinuclear region of cytoplasm.